Molecule: messenger RNA, 2534 nt
Organism: Hydra vulgaris (swiftwater hydra)
Lineage: Eukaryota; Metazoa; Cnidaria; Hydrozoa; Anthoathecata; Hydridae
Product: oxysterol-binding protein-related protein 8
Cellular component (GO): intracellular membrane-bounded organelle; membrane; cytosol
Molecular function (GO): cholesterol binding
Source: RefSeq, a predicted model, not a curated record
UUUUUUAUAAUUCAUCAAAGAUUUUGAAUAUAUGUAAAAUGGAGGUAAAAAGAGAUCGUUUAUCAACUGAAAUAAAUCAAAAGCUGAAAGAAGCUUUAUCUGAUUCAUUAGAAGUAACUACUGAAAACAAGAGGAAUUCUGUGGCAUCACCUAAUCAAUCAAUUGAUACUCAAAUAAUUAAUGAAGAUGAAAAAGAUCGUCAAAAAAAUGAUAUUAAGGUUCGGAAACAAACUUACAAAAUAAAGAAAAAAAAUGUUGUCAAAGAGUUCUCAUCAGCUCUUCGGGAUAAAUCUUGCACUAUAUUGUCUUCAUCUAUUAAGAUACGCGGAACUUUAAAAAGUUGGGCAAAAUAUUGGUGUGUUGUGAAACCUGAGCUGGUUAUUAUCUACAAAAGCACUAAACAACGUCAUUGGGUAGGAACUAUUCUUAUAAAUAAUUGCGAGUUCUUUGAAAGGCCAUCUUCCAAAGAAGGAUUUUGUUUUAAGAUUUUCAACCCUUAUGGUGAGACUAUAUGGGCAACCAAGGGACCAAAUGGUGAGCUAGCUGCUGCUCUUGUCCAACCAAUGCCUAAAGAUCACUUGAUAUUACGUGCUGAUAAUGAGCACACAGGUAAAUGUUGGUUAGAUGCACUUGAAGUUGCUCAACAAUCUUCUCUUGUUACGUCUAAUAAAAUUCACAGUGAUUUAUAUGGAGGAGAUGAAAAUAAUUUGCUAUCUCAAGGAGCUGAUAGUUUUACAUCUCAAUAUACUGAUACACAUGAAGAAAAUGAUAAAUCUGAUGAUUCAAGUCUAGAAGAAGUUGCUGAUGAAGAAGCAUUUAUAGCUUGUGCAACCGAACAAACACCAAUACAAGAAACAACAUAUUCAAAUUUAGUUGAUAAUGAGGAGUUUGGUGAGAGUGGAGAGACAGCUGAGGAAAUGGAAGAAGAAAAUAAGAGUAUACUCUGGGCACUGCUAAAACAAGUGCGUCCAGGAAUGGAUUUAUCUAAGGUUACACUACCUACAUUUAUACUUGAACCAAGAUCAUUUCUUGAAAAGCUCUCAGAUUAUUACUACCAUUCCAAUUUUCUUGCAAUGGCAGCAAACGAUGAAAACCCUUAUAGCCGAAUGAAGGAAGUUGUUAGGUGGUAUUUGUCUGGAUUUUAUAAAAAGCCAAAGGGUUUAAAAAAGCCCUACAAUCCUAUAAUUGGGGAAAUGUUUCGCUGUAUGUGGAAAGAUGAAAAAAGUUCAUCUCGUACUUUUUUCAUAGCUGAACAAGUGUCACAUCAUCCACCUGUUUCUGCUUUUUAUUGCUCAAACAGAAAAGAUGGUUACACAAUAGGUGGUUCAAUUCUUGCUCGAUCAAAGUUUUACGGAAACUCUACAUCAGCCAUAUUGGAUGGAAUAGCUAAGUUAAGACUUUUAAAUAGAGGCGAAGAGUAUACAGUGAAUAUGCCAUAUGCACAUGUUAAAGGAAUUUUGAUUGGCUCAUUAACUGCUGAGUAUGGUGGAAUUGUUCAAAUUAAAUGCGAAAAGACAGGAUAUGUUGCUGAAAUUGAGUUUAAACUUAAGCCAUUUUGGAAAAAAAGUGGGGAAUGCAAUUAUGUGUCAGGAAAAAUUAGAAUGGGAAAUUCAGUUCUUGCAAAAAUUGAAGGAAAAUGGGACAGUGAAAUAUUCAUUUAUGAGUAUAGCAGUAAUCAAUCAAAUGAAGAAACAAAGCCAAAGCUUUUUUUUUCUCCAACACCUGAAAUGAAACAGUCAAGAUUAAAGUGCUAUAAUGUUGCACUUGCUGAACAAGAAGUGUACGAAUCUGAAAAAUUAUGGCUGAAAGUUUCUGAAGCUAUUAAAAAUGCUGAUCAAACUGCAGCCACUCGAGAAAAGCUGGUGCUUGAAGAUGAACAAAGGCGAAUCCACAAAGAGUUGCAUGAAAAUAAUAAAGAAUGGGUUCCACGCUACUUUGAACGUGACAUUGAAUCAAUGAAUGAAUAUUCAUGGGUUUAUAAGUACAGAGAUUUGCGUGCAUGGGAUCCAGAUAAUGAUCUUCUUCAAUUUGAAUAUCAAGGAAUUUUAAGAACACAGACUAUUCGACAAGUAGCUAUUGUUAAAAAUGCAGUAAGUUUGUCUAAGAGUGCAUUACCAGCAUCCUCAAACAAAUAUUUGCCUUUAAUUAAAGAACCUGAGGGAAGUUGUUCUGGUGGUUCAAGAAGGACUAGUCUUGGUACAACUCACAGUUGUGAGUCACCGCAACUCACUGAACAAAUCACCAAGCUUGUUGAAAUGGUAUUACAAUUAUCAAAUGAUCACAAAGAAACACACAAAAACUUGCAUUUAUUACGAUUGGAAGUGAAUAAUUUUCAAAAACAGUUCAAGUCUAAAUCUUUUUUUAACUUUAAGGAUAUUGUAUUAGUUUUUUUGUUGUUUAUUAGUAGUUAUAUUUUUUCCAAGUUGCUGUAGGGUAUAGUUAUUUAAAUUAUUUGUUGUUUUUUUUAGGUAUUUAUGUCUUGCAAUGUCAAUUUAAGUUAUGUAAAAUCUUUAUGUUCUUUUAUUUUCUUUUCA